UCAGCAGUGAGCAGCCGGGGCGGGGAGACGGGCGGCCGGACGGGCUGGCAGCGAUGCGGCGGGGCUAAGAGCGGGGAGACACGGCCAGUCAGCCAGGACUUGCUACAGAACUAUGUACCUCUGGAUCACUGGCUACUGUUAUCUGCGCCUCUCCCCUUGUCGGUGCAUAUUUAAAUCAGACUUUUAAUAUCCCACCAGCUGCUUCCCAGACACAUGGUAGAUUGCUGUCAUUCUCAACAUUGCAUCUGCGACGGCCGAGCCUUCUUCAGCUUCCCAAGAGCAGACCACACGGAUACAGUGACAGGCACAGCUCGGGUCACAGUGCCCUCUAUAUUGAGUCCUCUGCUGGUUGGUGCUGGUACACCCAUUAGCCAUGGAACAAGGAAUGGACUACUGGUUAGCACAGAUACAACAAAAGGAUGUUGGGAAGCGCCUUCAGGUGGGGCCGGACAUGAUAGAUUACCUGUCCGACAGGCAGAAGUCCGCAGACCUUGAAUAUGACCAGACAUUACUUGAUAGGAUGGUUGACGGACUAGCCACUUCCUGGGUGAAUUCUAGCAAUUACAAGGUCGCUCUGAUUGGAAUGGAUAUUCUGUCUGCCUUAGUUUCACGUUUACAGGACAGAUUUAGAACACAGAUUGGAACAGUUCUUCCCAGUUUACUCGAUCGGUUAGGGGAUGCCAAGGAUUCAGUUCGAGAACAAGACCAGAAUCUUCUGAUCAAGAUCAUGGAGCAAGCAAGUAAUCCUCAGUAUGUGUGGGAUCGGAUGCUGGGAGGAUUCAAACACAAGAAUUUUCGUACACGGGAAGGUGUCUGCCUCUGCCUUAUCGCUACACUCAACACAUAUGGAGCCCAAGGUCUGACAUUGAGCAAGAUUGUACCCCAUAUAUGCAACCUGCUGGGAGACCCCAAUAGUCAGGUUCGAGAUGCUGCAAUAAAUUGCCUGGUUGAAAUCUAUAGACAUGUAGGGGAGCGUGUGAGAGCUGACCUGAGUAAGAAAGGGCUGCCCCAGUCUCGAUUAAAUGUGAUAUUUACAAAAUUUGAUGAAGUUCAAAAGUCUGGAACCAUGAUCCAGUCAUCUCUCGAUAAGAACUUUGAUGACGAAGACUCCGUUGACAGUAAUCGUCCGUCAUCUGCUAGCUCCUCAACAUCGUCCAAGGCUCCUUCCCAAGCCCGCAGAGUGGUGGCCAUGACACCUGCCCGUCGACCUGUGACUUCAACACUUGGCUCUAAGGCUGGAGGAGCAGCAAAAGAAGGAGCUGGAGCUGUAGAUGAAGAGGACUUUAUCAAAGCAUUUGAAGAUGUUCCCACUCUCCAGAUAUACUCUGCCCGAGACCUCGAGGAAUCUUUGAAUAAGACCCGGGAAAUUCUCUCGGAUGAUAAACAAGAAUGGGAGCAAAGAAUCGUUGCUUUGAAGAAGAUCCGUUCUCUCAUCAUGGCCGGCGCUGCCGAGUAUGACAUCUUUCUCCAGCACGUGCGCCUGCUCGAUGGAGCUUUCAAACUGUCUGCCAAGGACCUGCGAUCCCAAGUGGUACGCGAAGCUUGUAUCACACUCGGCCAUUUGUCUUCUGUUCUGAGGAACAAAUUUGACCAUGGAGCGGAAUCGAUCAUGCCCACACUUUUCAAUCUUGUUCCAAAUAGUGCCAAAGUAAUGGCCACUUCCGGAAUGGUAGCCAUACGAUUAAUCAUACGACAUACACACACUCCCCGACUAAUACCGAUCUUAACCAGUAGCUGCACCUCUAAGUCAGUCGCGGUUAGAAGGCGCUGUUUUGAAUUCCUGGAGCUGCUACUACAAGAAUGGCAAACACAUGUACUGGAAAGACAAAUAUCGGUGCUAGCUGAGACCAUCAAGAAAGGUAUCCACGACGCAGAUUCCGAAGCAAGGAUAGUUGCACGCAAAUGUUACUGGGGUUUUCACAGUCACUUUAGCAAAGAAGCGGAACAUUUAUAUCACAACCUGGAGUCAUCGUAUCAGAAAGCACUGCAGUCUCAUUUGAAAAACUCAGAUAGCAUCGUCUCACUGCCUCAGUCUGACCGGUCAUCCUCCAGCUCCCAGGAAAGUCUCAACCGUCCGCUGUCAACCAAAAGGAGCCCUACAAGCAGUGCUGUAUCCCGAGUGUCCACAACUACCACAAAGCCUUUAUCCACGCCUGGCUCUCUGCAGCGAUCUCGCAGUGACAUUGAUGUGAAUGCUGCUGCUAGCUCCAAGUCUAAAGUUGCAUCUGCAACCAUUGCCACUCCUUUUAGCUCCGCAGCUGCGUUGCCCCCUGGAUCCUACGCUUCGCUAGAUGGUCCUUCGGCUAAAUCGCCUGGUCGAAUUCGCACUAGACGACAGAGUGCAGGGAGCAACUGUAGUACGUCCUCAGCUGUGGUGGACACACGUGGACGCAGCCGAGCUAAGAUUGUAUCACAGUCCCAACGAUCCAGAUCUGCUAAUCCUGCCAGCGCUGGCAGUCGCUCUGGUUCCCCAGGAAAGCUGCUCAGUAGUGGUUACGGGGUCAUCUCGACUGGUGUGCAGAGGGUCCCUGCAAUGCCAUCGCCUGAGAAGAGGAGCAAGGUUCCACGUAGCCAAGGGUGCAGCAGGGAGACAAGCCCAAACAGAAUAGGAUUGGCACGGAGCAGCCGUAUCCCCCGACCCAGCAUGAGUCAGGGGUGCAGCCGCGAUACCAGCCGGGAGAGCAGCCGCGAUACUAGUCCCGCCCGGGGCUUUGCUCCUCUGGUUUCUCGACGCCAUUCCAGGUCUACUAGUGCUCUCUCCACCUCCGAAUCUGUGGGGCAGUCAGAUCGCUAUGGACUCGGCCAGUCUGGACGAUUACCAUCAUCCGUUAACGCUAUGCGGGUACUGAGUUCCAGCACAGACCUGGAGGCAGCAGUAGCCGAUGCACUGCUCCUUGGAGACCCCCGGAAUAAGAAAAAGCCUGUGAGGCGCCGCUAUGAGCCGUAUGGCAUGUACUCCGAUGAUGAUGCCAACAGCGAUGCAUCCAGCGCCUGUUCAGAAAGGUCAUAUGGCUCCCGGAAUGGGGGAAUACCGCACUACAUGCGCCAGACAGAGGAUGUGGCGGAGGUGCUAAAUCACUGUGCCAGCUCCAACUGGUCAGAGAGGAAAGAGGGUCUGGUUGGGCUGCAAAACCUGCUCAAAAGUCAGCGAACACUCAGCCGCGUGGAACUGAAAAGACUCUGUGAGAUUUUCACUCGAAUGUUUGCUGAUCCUCACAGCAAGGUUUUCAGCAUGUUUUUGGAAACACUGGUCGAUUUUGUCAUCAUUCACAAGGAGGAUCUGCAGGACUGGCUGUUCAUUCUCUUGACGCAGCUCCUGAAAAAGAUGGGGGCCGACUUGCUGGGCUCAGUGCAGGCGAAGGUUCAGAAAGCUUUGGAUGUGACUAGGGACUCUUUCCCAUUCGAUCAGCAGUUUAACAUCUUGAUGAGAUUCAUAGUAGAUCAGACUCAGACUCCAAACCUCAAGGUAAAAGUUGCGAUAUUGAAAUACAUUGAAUCACUGGCACGACAGAUGGACCCAACAGACUUUGUGAACUCUAGUGAAACGCGCCUUGCUGUCUCCAGGAUCAUAACUUGGACAACGGAACCAAAGAGCUCAGAUGUGAGAAAGACCCUGCAUAACUGGGGUUGCGAUGACUUGCCUUCAAAGCCCAGCACGGCCGCCUCAGGCCCUGGAGAGGGGAAUCUGGAGGAGAAAUGUAAACAGGCAGCGCAAAUUGUCCUCAUUUCCCUUUUCGAACUAAACACACCGGAGUUUACCAUGUUACUGGGUGCUUUGCCAAAAACAUUCCAGGAUGGUGCCACCAAACUCCUACACAACCAUCUCAGGAACUCCAGUAACAGCAGCAUGGGAUCUCCAAGCAACACGAUCGGCCGUACCCCUCCUCGGCACUCUAGCAGUCGUGCCAGCCCCUUAACAUCCCCCACCAACUGUUCCCACGGUGGCAUCUCUCCCAGCCUGCUGGACUACGAUACAGAAAACCUAAACUCCGACGAAAUAUACAGCUCUCUGCGCGGAGUCACUGAGGCGAUUGAGAAGUUCAGCUUCCGAAGCCAGGAAGACCUUAAUGAGCCAGUCAAGCGGGAUGGAAAGAAGGAUGGUGAUAUCGUUUCUAGAGAGCUUGGAAUAGCUUCUCCAGCUAGCGAUCUCCGAGGUGGUUUAGACAUGGUAGAAGGUGGGAGGAUGGCGCUCGAUAACAAGACAUCCCUUCUUAACACGCAGCCACCUCGUGCCUUCACAGGGCCGCGUGGACGGGAGUACAACCCUUACCCAUACUCAGACUCAAUAAGUAGCUAUGAUAAAACAGCGCUCAAGGAGGCAGUGUUUGAUGAUGACAUGGACCAGCUACGUGACGUGUCUAUUGACCACUCUGAUCUGGUGGCUGACUUACUGAAAGAGCUGUCCAACCACAAUGAGCGAGUGGAGGAAAGAAAAGGAGCUCUGUGUGAACUGCUGAAGAUCACACGAGAAGACAAUCUUGGUGUUUGGGAAGAACACUUCAAAACCAUCCUUCUUCUCCUAUUGGAGACUUUGGGAGACAAAGAUCAUGCGAUACGAGCCUUGGCAUUGAGGGUAUUGAGAGAGAUUCUCCGGAACCAACCAGCUCGGUUUAAGAAUUACGCAGAGCUGACGAUCAUGAAAACCCUGGAGGCACACAAGGAUUCCCAUAAAGAGGUUGUAAGGGCUGCGGAGGAAGCUGCGUCCACCCUAGCCAGUUCCAUCCAUCCUGAACAGUGUAUUAAAGUUCUGUGCCCCAUCAUCCAAACUGCCGAUUACCCCAUCAACCUUGCUGCUAUAAAAAUGCAAACAAAGGUUAUCGAGAGGAUUUCAAAGGAGUCUCUGCACCAGAUCCUGCCAGACAUAAUCCCAGGAUUAUUACAGGGGUAUGACAACACAGAGAGCAGUGUGCGUAAGGCCAGCGUGUUCUGUCUGGUAGCGAUUUAUUCUGUGAUUGGAGAAGAAUUAAAACCUUAUCUUGCACAGCUUACAGGAAGCAAGAUGAAACUGCUGAAUUUGUACAUAAAAAGAGCUCAGACAACCAACAGCAACAGCAGCUCUUCUUCAGAUGUUUCCACACACAGUUAGUGGACGUGGUCAAUGCUUGGUCACUUUACAGAAUGGCUGCCAGAGGGCACACCCACGAUUUAGGCUGAUUUCAGCGGUGGACCAUUAAAUGUCUUUUACACUAAUAGAAAAAAACUUCUACACUGGAGACAUCAACAAGGAUUUCCAGGCCUGAAUGGGUUUAAUUAGUCAAGAAAUCGGUGUUUGUCCAAUCUGCGAGCUGGGAUUUGCUGAAUAAAGAGAACAAAAAAGCGCUUACGCAGACUGAGUCGUGAGAUUUCGACGCCAUCAGCAGUGCCUCCGUCAUACCUCUCUCUGCAACAUCACAUGUUUUUUAUUUUUUAACCUUUCUGAAAGCUGUGAAGCCCUGCCAAAAGUAUUGAUCGGAUGUUUGUUCCAGAUCUGUUUUGGAGGAGAUCACAUAUUAGUUUUAUUUGCUAUGAAACAUUUACUGUGAGUGAAGUAAGUGCAUUCUGCAAGAUGUAAGAUGUAACGCUAAUCAACCCAACCAUUAGACACACGCAGUGCAUGUCAUGGUAAUAUUGGGGGGCUAAAUCCCCAGGGAAAUGUAUUCAUAAUAAAACUCUUUAUGGUUUGAGGGGCUUUUAUUCUUAAAAUGCACAAUCAUUCAAUUUCUCCCAAGUGCUUUGUCAUUUUAUUUCUUUAGCAAGCCGCCAUCACCUCCUAUUGUUAUAGUGAUGAUGUCAUUGCUGAAAAGGAAAAUGUGUCAUGUAUUCAGUAGGUGAAUUCCCUUUUAUUUAAAGGAGCGGUAAGAAUGACUAAGGUUGCCAUUAAAUGCACGGACAUCCAAUCUGUUGCGCAAGUCUUAUCCCAUUAUGUCUGAAAAGUGCGCCUUCAUUCUCAAUCAAGACUGCAAGACUUGACUCCAUGAGCUUUGUUCAACACAAGCGGCGUUUGGCCACUCAAAGCACUUAGCCUAAUGCUGGCCAAGGCAUAAAAUGUGACUGCCCAUGGACUUCUUAAAUUCUCCUCUCGCUGGCCAUGCAGUUCGACGAGAAAUCUAUCCAUAGCCAGGGAGAGCGGCGUGAAAUGUACGUUUUUUUUUCCUCGAUUUAUUUAUGCAUUAUUUAAACACAAUGUAUAUAGACCGCAUCACUCGUAGAACUGAAGCUUUCAAAAUGUAGAAACUUUUAGGGCUCUAAGAGGGGGUUCCACUCUGUCUGGCAGCUCAGGAACUGGUGACAUGUUUCUCUAGAGAAGGGUUGACCUACCCGAAGCUCUCACCUGAAGUAGGUGUGGUGCAUUUCCCUAAUCCUGGCAGGGCAGAGGGUUGUGGGGGUUGCAGUUGCUCAGCAGAUGGAGAAGGGCAAAGGUUGUUUUCUCUUCUCAUUGAACAUAGAUAAAAAGAUGUCUGUUGGCAUAACACGGGUUAUUGCUGCACUCCAGAUUCAUGAGGUUUGCAGCAAUGGUCUUUGGAUUAGAAUGGGUUAAAUAAAGUGUGGUGGUAUUUUCGAAAAUCCAUUAUUAAACUGUUUCCAAACUGCUGUUUCAUUAAGUCUUUGAGCUGCUUGGCUCCGCACAGCAUUAUCUCACGACCUUGUGUGACACCAAUACAAAUAUAGAUUGAAUUAUACACUAUCUGUCAAUUCCUGCAACAGUAUCAAAAACAGCAAUUGUCCAAAACAUAUCUUCUGUAACAAAUUUGUUCCCCAAGACGAUUGCGUAAGGGUUAAUGCCUAGAACCAAAAAAACACUUACAUACCCAACCAAAGAGAGACCUUUUUUUAUUUUAAUGGACUGCUUUUUAUUGACACUGUCAAGCAGAGGCUUAAUUGUCCCAGUAGCAGCAUUUGGUCUGAUUGUCAUAGAGAGGCUGUGAGUAGUGUGAUUGUCAUACACAGACUGCGAUUAGUGUGAUUUGCACACUGUAUGUACGUUGUUUGAUUGGCCCACUGUAUGUGCGUUGUUUGGCACAUUGCGACUGUAAGUAGUGUGAGCACACUGUGUGCGUAGUUUGAUUGGCACAUUGCGGCUGUGAGUAGUGUGACUAGCACACUGUGUGCGUUUGGCACAUUGCGGCUGUGAGUAGUGUGAUUGGCACACUGCAUGUAUAGUUUGGCACAUUGUGGCUGUGAGUAGUGUGAUUGGCACACUGUAUGCAUAGUUUGGCACAUUGUGGCUGUGAGUAGUGGGAUUGGCACACUGUAUGUAUAGUUUGGCACAUUGCGGCUGUGAGUAGUGGGAUUGGCACACUGUAUGUAUAGUUUGGCACAUUGCGGCUGUGAGUAGUGGGAUUGGCACACUGUAUGUAUAGUUUUGCACAUUGCGGCUGUGAGUAGUGUGAUUGGCGCACUGUAUGUAUAGUUUGGCACAUUGCGGCUGUGAGUAGUGUGAUUGGCACACUGUAUAUAUAGUUUGGCACAUUGCGGCUGUGAGUAGUGGGAUUGGCACACUGUAUGUAUAGUUUGGCACAUUGUGGCUGUGAGUAGUGGGAUUGGCACACUGUAUGUAUAGUUUGGCACAUUGCGGCUGUGAGUAGUGGGAUUCGCACACUGUAUGUAUAGUUUGGCACAUUGUGGCUGUGAGUAGUGUGAUUGGCACACUGUAUGUAUAGUUUGGCACAUUGCGGCUGUGAGUAGUGGGAUUGGCACACUGUAUGUAUAGUUUGGCACAUUGUGGCUGUGAGUAGUGGGAUUGGCACACUGUAUGUAUAGUUUGGCACAUUGCGGCUGUGAGUAGUGUGAUUGGCACACUGUAUGUAUAGUUUGGCACAUUGCAGCUGUGAGUAGUGGGAUUCGCACACUGUGUGCGUAGUUUGAUUGGCACAUUGCGGCUGUGAGUAGUGGGAUUCGCACACUGUAUAUAUAGUUUGGCACAUUGCGGCUGUGAGUAGUGGGAUUGGCACACUGUAUAUAUAGUUUGGCACAUUGUGGCUGUGAGUAGUGUGAUUGGCACACUGUAUAUAUAGUUUGGCACAUUGUGGCUGUGAGUAGUGUGAUUGGCACACUGUAUGUAUAGUUUGGUACAUUGUGGCUGUGAGUAGUGGGAUUCGCACACUGGAUGUGGGUAGUUAUGGCUGUAAGUUUUGUGAUUGACACACUUGCUGCUGUGAGGAGUCAUUUGCAGUAUUUUAGGUGACCAGCAGACCCCAGUUCCAGAGGGGAGGUUUAUCCAUUCAAACACUGUAUUUAUCUAAGUGAAAUAUCUCCGUAACAGAAGCAGGAAUCAGUAAAGUGAACCCCCUCCUCUAGUUUGAAGUACUGUAGUUCUUAGGUUUUGCAUAACUAUAAAGGCAUGAAUCUAACUUACAGCCUCCUGCUGUGCCUGGGUUACCAAUAACUCAGAGGAACCUUCUAUAUUGCGACUAUCGGCCUAUUGAGUGUCUCCCUUCGUAUCCCAGCAUCAUAUUAUUAAUGGACUUUGGUAAUAUUUAAAAGGAUUAUGUUGGAUGGACUGUGGUUGUAAAAGUUACGUCGGGGAGGGCUUACUACGCGUUUUACGGUGAUGAAUUGCUGGAUCUUUGGGGUUAAUGUGCAUGUAAUAUUUUUUUUCCGCCAUGUUACCUUUCUUUGUAUUUAAAUCUUGUGUUCAAUCCACCUCUCUGUGUAUCACGGCAGUUGUACAGAAUCUUUUGUUGCAUUAACAUGUAUGUGAUAGAAUUUGCUAAAAAAGGAAAAAAGAGAAAAUGAGACAAAAAAAAAAUCCUGAGUUUGCUUUCAAAUAAAUUCAGUUUCUGUUUAA
Messenger RNA from Pelobates fuscus (common spadefoot toad), 8767 nucleotides. It is a transcript of the gene CLASP1, whose product is annotated as cytoplasmic linker associated protein 1. Gene Ontology annotation, biological process: mitotic spindle assembly; establishment of mitotic spindle localization. Gene Ontology annotation, cellular component: basal cortex; mitotic spindle; cytoplasmic microtubule. The record is from RefSeq and is a predicted model, not a curated record. Lineage: Eukaryota; Metazoa; Chordata; Amphibia; Anura; Pelobatidae. Bases 374 to 5086 code for a protein of 1570 amino acids. The transcript is spliced from 42 exons. Gene Ontology annotation, molecular function: microtubule binding; kinetochore binding.